Pogoniulus pusillus (Red-fronted tinkerbird) is the source of this 1432-nucleotide messenger RNA. It is a transcript of the gene TMEM59, whose product is annotated as transmembrane protein 59. The record is from RefSeq and is a predicted model, not a curated record. Gene Ontology annotation, cellular component: lysosome; late endosome. Lineage: Eukaryota; Metazoa; Chordata; Aves; Piciformes; Lybiidae. The transcript has 8 exons. The coding region runs from base 16 to 1302 and encodes 428 amino acids. Gene Ontology annotation, biological process: positive regulation of autophagy.
CCGCAGCGCCGCCGCAUGCCCGCCCUCGCUCCCGGCAGCCCCGCUGCUGCCGCCAGGAGUUCCGGCGGGGGCCGAGCCCGCUGGGCGCCCGGGGCCGUGCUGCGUACCGGACUGCAUCUCCCGGCGUGCACCGCUGCUGCCGCCGGUAGUUCCGGCGGGGCCGCGCCGCGUACCGGACUGCACCUCCCGCAGCGCCGCUGCUGCCGGCAGUGGUUCCGGCGGGGCCGCGCCGCGUACCGGACUGCACCUCCCGGCGCGCACCGCGCGGAGCCGCGGGUCUCGCGGGAUCCGCCGGCGGCGCUGCGGGAGGAGGAGCAGAAGAUGGCGCCGCGCCGGGGCGGCCUCCUCUGCCUGCCCAUCUCCCUGCUGCUCCUGGCGAGCGGCGGCGGCAGCGCUCGGGCGGCCGGGCCGUCACCCGCCGCCUCGUCCGAAGCCUUUGACUCCGUUCUGGGCAGCACGGCCUCGUGUCACCGCGCCUGCCAGCUGACCUACUCCCUGCACACCUACCCCAAGGAAGAGGAGCUGUACGCAUGCCAGAGGGGCUGCAGACUCUUCUCCAUUUGUCAGUUCGUGGAUGAUGGCAUCGACCUGAAUCGGACCAAGCUGGAGUGUGACUCUGCCUGCACUGAAGCAUACUCCCAGGCUGAUGAACAAUAUGCUUGCCAUCUUGGAUGCCAGAACCAGUUGCCAUUUGCCGAGUUAAGGCAAGAGCAAUUAAUGUCCCUGAUGCCAAGAAUUCAUCUUCUCUUUCCUCUGACACUGGUGAGAUCAUUCUGGAGCGAUGUGAUGGAUUCAGCUCAGAGCUUCAUAACGUCCUCGUGGACUUUCUACCUUCAAGCAGAUGAUGGAAAAAUUGUCAUAUUCCAGUCAAAGCCAGAAGUACAGUAUGUUCCACAGCUCGAGCAGGAAGCUGCAGAUUCAAGAGGAUCCUUGUCACUGGGUAAACCAGCCUCAGACCUCCAUCCAGGGAGUUCACAGCCAUACAGAGGCCUCUUUGAAGAGCAAGGAACCGACAGCUUUUUCAAGUGUCUUUCCAUAAAUUCCAGUUGGAUAUUAACCACCACGCUGGUGCUGUCAGUGUUGGUGCUGCUCUGGAUCUGCUGUGCCACGGUAGCCACAGCUGUGGAGCAGUAUGUUCCCUCGGAGAAGCUGAGCAUCUAUGGAGAUUUGGAAUACAUGAAUGAACAAAAACUGAACAGAUACCCCUCCUCUGCACUUGUUGUGGUUAGAUGCAAGAGUGAAGAGCAUGAAGAAGCAGGACCUCUUCCUACAAAAGUCAAUCUGGCUCAAUCAGCAAUCUAAGAAAUAGGUCUUCUUUGGAUCCAAUAGACUUAAUUCUAACAGAGCUAGCAGCUCCUGAUUGUUUGUGGUGGUUCUUCAGAUAAGAAGCUUAGCAGCCAGUCUUUCAAUGCAAAUAAAGUUGCAGAAUCAA